AUGUUCUCCCGUCUCUCUGUCUCGCUCGCGCUCGUCGCCGUCCUUCCCUCGCUCGUCUCGGCCAUCUUCCCGGCGGCCGAGUCGUACGCCGCUUGUCUCGAUGCUGCCCCUACCGGUCUGCCCGUCCUUGUCCCCAUCGCCGAUGCUACCGGUGGCUGUUCGACCUACUGCGCCAACAUGAACUGGCGAUACGCCUACCUCUCUCCCGGUUCAACCCAGUGCGGCUGCUCCAACGUCGGCCCCACGGCCGCUGAGUACUCGACUGCCACCGACGCAUUCAUGGGAUGCACUGCCGCCCAGUGGGAUGUCCGCAUCCCCCUCACCACCUUCGGCGUCCCGACCUGUUACUCCGGCUACACCACCACCUCGGACCCCACGCUCCGUCUUGGUCCCACCACCGUGGCCGACCACAGCCAGUGCUUCCGCUUCUGCCUCAACUAUGACGCUGCCACCCUCGUUCCCUCUACCUCCGGUACCGGCUACUCGUGCACCUGCGACCGGGACGCCGGAGACGUCGCCUCCGCCGACCAGGCUACCUGCGCCAAGGGUGUGCUUGCUCGUUACGCUGGUCACUCGGCCGGCCAGACCGUCGACGGCACCGGCGCUCCCGGUCCCUCGACCUUCGUCAAGAGGCAGCAGAGGGAGCAGCUCCGCCUCGCCGCGGAGAAGGAGCAGAAGCUGUGCCCGGACGAGGGCAAGGCGUGUCUCGUGGCUCAGGGCAAGGAGAGUUGGGAGUGCAUGGACACCCAGUCCGACCUCGAAUCGUGCGGUGGCUGCAUGAACGGCGAGUUUGGCGUCUUGAGCGGUACCUCUUCCGUUGGCGUUGACUGCACGGCCCUCCCGGGUGUCUCGAUGGGCGGCGUCACCUGCACCCACGGCCAGUGCGCCAUCUGGGCUUGCGACCCCGGAUUCAAGCUCAGCGGCCGCGAGUGCGUCCCCGUCAAGAACGUCAAGCGGGCUCUUGACCGUCAGGAGUAG
Dioszegia hungarica is the source of this 978-nucleotide messenger RNA. RefSeq lists its product as uncharacterized. The record is from RefSeq and is a predicted model, not a curated record. The coding region runs from base 1 to 978 and encodes 325 amino acids. Lineage: Eukaryota; Fungi; Basidiomycota; Tremellomycetes; Tremellales; Bulleribasidiaceae. The transcript is spliced from 5 exons.